UCUCGGGGUGCAGCACUCGUGUCGCUUCUGCUACCGCGUGAGAGUGAGUGGGAGAGCGGGCGAGAGAAGAGAGAGAGGAAAGAUCAGAGUGACGGUGUAUAAGAGAGAGAGGAGAAAAACGAGGAGAAUUCGAAGAUCGCGAAAGGAAGAAGGAAGAGAGUAGCAGUGUGAUUGGUGUCGAGGUGAGACGAUUCGACGAGGAGCGAUAUAAUGUCUGAAAGAUGAAUGAACCUUGGACACGAUGAUAAAUAAAGUUCUCGAGGUGAGAACACGAUACGCGAACAGAAAGGACAACAACAGAUCCAAAGUCAGCGGGUUGAUCGUAACAGAAGCAAGGCGGUAGUGACCAUGGCGCUCUUGCUCACAUGUAAACAGUGCUUCGUGCUCGACGCACGCUUCGAGAGCAGCGUUCGUGAUCUCGCCAGUGUAUCGGUGGAAAGCAAUCGUGGCCGUCAUCGGGAUCGUCGUUCCCGUCGUUUUCGUCGGGAGGUCCGAUGAACGAUCGUUCGUGGCCGUAACGUCCAGGAGAAUCGUGAGGAGGCAAGACGGUAUGGACGGUAGAGACGAGUCAUGAUCCUCGUCCUGCCGCGUCGACGUUGUCCUCGUUGUCCUCGCCCUCGUCCUCGUCAUCGUCGUCGUGCUCGUCGUCGUCGUCGCCGCGCGAAAACCGUCCUCGCACGGUACUUCGUGGCUGUUGAUUCGUCGUGCGUGUGCGUGUGCGUGUGCGUGCCAGUAGAAGACGCUGAACCGAGCUGAACCCUCCAACGAUCAACGCUCAAACGUGAUUGAUGCUUGUCGCAUCCGACUGCUACCUAACAAGUGGUAACCAGCCAGCGAAACGAAAGAACCUGUGGUCAGCUCGAGUUGCGAAAGGAGUCGCGAAAUUCAGUGAGCCGCGCGUCGACGAAAGAAAGAACGCGAUUCCCGCGAGUGUCAUUCGCAUGUUAACGAUCGAUCACGGGGCUCGAUCGGACACCGUGACUCUGUCCAAUCGUUCGAUAGUGAAUCAAGUCGAUUGCAAUGGUGUUGCACGAAGUGAUGACCUUCUGCCUGGCCGAAUUCCGAAGAAGCUCAACACCUCUGUGUUACUCCCUGCUGUUGACGCAUACGCACAGAAGACUGAGGUGUACUAUUCCGCACUCGAAACAACAUAUCGCUUAUCCACCAUAAGUGGAAGAAGGUGAUGGCCCGUACCACGCGCUCGCGACGAAAAAUGGCGAACACGACUGAUGCUCCCUCGCCUGCGAGCAGCCUUUUGUCGUCUACCACGACGACCCCGUUCACCAGCCCGACAUCGACAACCUACUCCACCGAGGGCUAUACCUUCAAUUACACCGGCCUGUCCAGUCUAGGUGGUUCCUCGUUGGAGGACUUGAAUUACACGGAACUAUGGGUGGACGUAUGGAACAGCACCGAGGCAAGCAACGUGACCGAGAGGUUAAAUGCCACUAUAUUGUCAUCAGGAGGAGGCUACUGCGAUGAAUGGGAGGCAGCGCAGCAUAAACUCUUCCAGGCGGCGAAUCUGUUCUUCGCGGCGGCGUUCCUAGUGCCACGUUCUUUCAAAGCCUCGGUUCUGGCUCUUCGCACGUUUCUCACGGCCGGCUUCAUGCUGGCCGCCCUGUGGGCCGGCAUCACGAUAUGUGCACUGGACGCGAUGCUAUGGUGCCUGGCCCUCGGCCUUCUGAACGGUAUUCACUCGCUCAUACUCGCCUGUCGAUUUCUACCGCCUGCUCUCAGCCCGGAGCUAGCCGAGCUCUAUCUGAAACUCUUCAAGCCGUACAAGGUCAGCAAGAAGCACUUCCAGGAACUGGCCAAGGAGGCGAGGAUAUUGAAGCUGGAUUCCGGUCAAACGUACGCGACGGAAGGCGUCACGCCUGCCGACGAACGAUUAUCGAUACUCUUGCGUGGCAAGCUGAAGGUGACUUGCGACGGGACGCAUUUGCACCACAUCAAGGCUUAUCAGUUCGUCGACUCGCCUGAAUGGGAGGCCACGCACGAGAACAUCGACGACGUCUUCCAAGUGACGAUCCGCGCCGAGGAGUCGAGCACGUACAUUUGUUGGACGAGGCUGAAGUUGCUCAGGGUACUCAGGCAUAGGCCGCUACUGAAGGUCGUCCUCAACACCCUCAUCGGUAAGGACAUUACGUCCAAGUUGUACGCCCUUAACGAGCAGCUCGCUGGUGUCGCCGCGGCCAGUGAGACAACCACGUCGAAUCCUUACAGGGGCGUCGCGAGAAGUCUUAGCGUCGACGCUGUAAACACUGAAACUGCCGGAAGAGUACGCUCAACGACGUGGAAGGCGCAAAGGAGGCACAGUAACCCGCGUAGCGACAGGAGUUCACCGUCCCGGUACUCGCACCAGUACUGGGCGCCCGUGGUGGCAAAUCACUUCCCGCCGACUUCGCCGUUCACACCGGGUCAGAACCUCGGGUAUUCGUUACUGCCUCAGGGUGUUCAAUUUUCACCACCACCACGCGCACCCCUCCUGUCGCAUCAGCCGUUGACACGGCAGCGUAGCGGCGGAACGAGCGGCGAUUACACCCUGCUACCUCAGACACCGAAGCUCGAGAGGAAACGCUCGAAAAAGGGGACAAGGGAGGUGACGUUUGAAACGCCAGUAUGACGGUCGCUUGACGGGGAGGGCCCUGCUAGCGUGCCUCUGCUCUCUUUGUCGCCGCAGCGUUCCGCCUAGCCCCGUCGAAAUCACGUCAAAUUGAACCAAUUAACCAAGGUUCCUCCUUUGAAGCUCGUCGCCGCGUGGUCCGGCUCCUAAUCACACGGCCUAUCAUCCAUCAAAGUGUUGUGCCCGCGUGGUCGCGUGACACCAGGACAAACACGGACGACAAGCAGAACGCUCGGGCACCCAGUGUCAGUGGUAUGCAAGAGAGAGAGAGAGAGAGAGAGAGAGAUACUCGUCAAGAGACUUGGGUUUGAAUUAGACGCGCGACGAAUCAUGACCAUGUUCAUAUCCCGCAAGUGCUACGCCUUACGAACACAUUAUUAUCAAUACAACACGCAGAGCCACGUAACACGUGCACCUACCUAACGAUAAGUUAACCAAAGCCGUGUGUUCCGUUUAGCGAAUGGAGAGUGUAUGGUGUCCCCGAGUCGAGUGUACGGUGUCCUGGAACGCGUCUCUUCUUCUUCUUCUUUGUUUCUUCGCGAAAGAAGAACCGUGCUCGAAGGGAGACGACACGAGCUGAGAUUCGUUAAAGAGUUCCGGGCAACUACUUUCAUAAGUUUCGGAGGGAAAACUGGGACGAAGAAGACGCCCGGACAGGUGAUGAAAGCUGAAGGAAGUAAGAAGAGGGAAGGGCUGCUCGUAACUGGAAUUAGAAGCUCGAACGUUGGAACGAGGAACAUCCGGUCGAGUUUGAAGAUGGAUAGCGAAAAGGUGGAAUAAAGGAGAAGAAGGGAGAGAGGUGUUUUAUACGUAGGUAUAUUCGCUCGGCAAAUGGUUCUUCCGUAAUCUUUUGCUCCUGUUCGAUUUCCGUGACGAACUGGCGUUGUUUAAACUUCCUCUUCCGUUCGUGGCAGGGAUUCGGUUCGACGUUCGAUUGGGAUCGUGAUAGCAAUCAUAAAAAGACAGAAGUUGUAGUUUUCAAUAAUGAAUUCGGAGGAUGUUCUUAUGGAAUGGUUUGAAAUUAGAUUAUUAUAUUGUAUACUUUCGACGAGCAUCGCCGCUGUGUACACCCUUCCAUCGACUGUGAUUAUAAUGAAUAUAAUUAUUAAGUCUUUCAGAGGGAACGCUGAGCAGAUGCGUGGUACGGAUAUGUAAUGCAGAAGGUGAAUUAAGAAUAUUUUCGAUAGCCUCGAGUUCGGUCACUUCAGAUAAUGAGAACGAUAGAAUUUAAUUAAUCAUAAUUAGUUUAUGAUGCUCGUUAAAAAUGGUAAAGGGUUUUAGAAAUUAUUAUCGUUCGUGCCAUUUUUUCUUCAUCAAUUAAUGAAUCAUACUAAAAUGGUAGAAGAUAGAAAAAUGUAAUUAGAAAAUAUUAAAUGGUAAGUUUUUUAACGGAAUUGUGUAUAAUCAUAAACGUGAAACGUUAUAUUUUAUUAUUUUUCAUAAAAAAAUAUUAGAGUACUUGGGUCGAAAAUUGAUCAGUUCGAUAUUUUAGGGAGAGACAAGGACAGCCUAGGGUCUAAAAUCUUCUGUUGGAAUUGUGUACUUUGCUAUAUAUCAAUCGAAGCGAUUUUUAUUCUCGAUAAAAAUGUAUCAUAGAUACAUGGAUCGAAAAUUUAUUAGUUCAAAAGUUAUCUUAGGGAGAGACCACUAGAAUCUCCCUGUCUCUCCUUAAGAUAAUUCUUGAACUGAUCAAUUUUCAACCCAAGUACCUUAAUAACAUUCUGUAGAGAAUAACAAGACGCAGAAUUUGACGUCUACAGAAGCACUUUAAAAAAAGUUUUUCCAAAUUUGAAAAGUCGCUGUUUCUCCCUAAGAUAUCUUUUGGACUAACCACUUUUCGACCCAAGUGCCUUAACACAUUUCUAUAGAAAAUGAAAAAAUGCUUCAUAUGACAUAUAACGAAGUACUCAAUUGAAUUUUAAAAAAUAGAAAUGAUUUUGAAAUCCUUGAAACAUCUCAACUUUCGAUGUAGACAAUUAUACCAUGUGAUCCUCCAUUGAUUUUUCUUAAUAACACAUUUUUUUAUCUUCUACCAUUUAGAGCUACAGCUGGGCUCAAUUGCAUGGAACACCCUGUUGGAAUAUGCGAUAGUUAACAUGUUAAAAUUAUUACAAUUCAUUCUAACAGAAUGAAAGUAGAAAUAUUAAUUCGCAAGAUCGUAUCAUAAAUCACGUCAGCCGGUGACCUUAAUAUCGAAUAAUGAUUAAUCAUUGUCUUCCAUCUGGCUUUCCAUUUUCCAACAUGUUAACUUGCAAUUCUGAAACAGUGAAUCGCACGUUUCAUUUUUGAAUCCUUUACACUUUCCAUUUAUUUGAACGAGUAUCAUAAAUCAAUACAAUCUUGAAAUUCAUAUUUUUCUUCUAUAAUAGUAGACACUUUCUCCUUCAUGAACCGCUUGACGCGAACUUUUUUACAAUUGAAUAAUUCGUUGCAGUAAACAGCAUCGUUCCUUUUUUUCCUGCAAAACGAAUUUCGCGUGUCACGCCAUGAGAUUGAAUGAACGAUUGAAUUUCCAACGCGAGUCAUUUAGUUUCCCGGCGAAAAAAGGAAGCGAUUAAUUUCCUUCGAACGAGCGAUCCGCUCGACAAUUCCUGCUACCAGAAAAUCAUGCGUCAAUGUCUGGACUACUAUAUCGAGCUAGAGGACCGUUGUCAAAGAGUAAUUAAAAAAAGAAAAAAACAAUGAAACAAAAAUGCUAAAAGUUUAAAUUAUUAGCUUGUGUGUCAAGGGAUGCACUUUGACACAUAGAAGAUCUAACACAAUUUGAUGACAUAAAAAUAGGGCCAAAUGGGACUUAUAGCGUAUCAAUUUGAAGCCUGAAAUUUUAUGAUUGGUGUAGCUUGGUAAGGGCCAGAAUGGACCUUUAAAAAUCUAAUGUGGACCUUCACCAUUUUAAAAUUUUUAAAUUCCAAAAUUGAAGACUGGAAACUUUAGAAUUCCAAAAUUUCGAAAUGUCAGAUUUCCUAUAUUUCAUAAUUCCAAAAUUACAAAUCUUCAAAAUUCAGAUUUCCU
Molecule: messenger RNA, 5635 nt
Organism: Osmia bicornis bicornis
Lineage: Eukaryota; Metazoa; Arthropoda; Insecta; Hymenoptera; Megachilidae
Product: blood vessel epicardial substance-like
Exons: 7
Coding region: 1184-2623 (479 amino acids)
Cellular component (GO): sarcolemma
Molecular function (GO): cAMP binding
Source: RefSeq, a predicted model, not a curated record